AGCAGCUGUUGCUAAAGGGCUCUCUGGAUACGCGUUACGUUUUGUGGGUGCCGCUGGAGCAGGUCUCCACCAGCCUCAGGAGAGAACUAAAGCAGACUGCUGGAGAGUCUGACGUCCUGCUGGACAGGCUGAACACUACAGGCCCAAUCUGUGGAUCUCUAAACCUCCAAAAUCCUGCAGACUGAAACACAGUUGGCAGCAUUGCAGCAUCCGGGACAGGUGCGCUCGACGAAAGCGCUCUCUCCGAACCCGUCCCGCUGAAGAACCGCAUGGCUGUAUACCAGGCAGCGGCUGCCAAACAGGACAGAACAGGCUUCUCCAGUGCGGUCAUGGAGGAGGCUGAGGUUUGUUCUCUGCCCGGAGGUUUGGCCAGCAUCCGCAGACAGUUUGAGACUGAGAGCAGAUCUUCAGUUCACACCGUCACCCAGAUUCAACACUCACACAGAGCUGUGCAGGAGGUGUCAGAUUCAUCAGUUUUGAGUGUGUCGAGCAGCGCAGCGAGUCGUCAAGCCUCACAGCAGGUCUUCCUCCAGGAUGAAAGGUCUACACGUGAUCAAAUCGCUCAUAAACGGGAAAUUAUGUCCAGUUAUGAGAAUCAUAACAAUCAAACAGAGGAGGAUGAGUAUUAUCCAAAGCUCUCCACUAAAGAACUGGCACAGCAUUUCGAGAAGACUAUUGAAGAAGCAGCCCCUAGCAAGAAAAUCAAGAUUGAACGUGACAAAAGCCGUGCACAACUGCAAUCAGAUGUCAGCGCAUCCCAUCAAACCGUAAGGACUGAGAUAGCAAGCACUCUGAAUAGUGUUUCCACAAAUAAAGCAGAACUUGUCGAACCAUUGAUUACUUUUGACGAUCAAUAUAUCGAUGAUGAAGAAGAUCUGGAAUAUCUGCCACCACCUCCACCCGACUUACUAGAGGAGCCUUCAGAUGAUGCUGAAAUCUUCCCUGAACCCCCAUUACAACCAGUGAAACACACAGUAAACAGAGAGCAACACUUCAGACAGAGGGAGCUAAUGGAACUGAAGCGUCUUUGCAAACACAUUCACCCAGAUGUCAGGAAAGACCUGGAAAAAGAUUUCUACAAUGAUGAGGACAUCGAAGCUGUGGGUGAUGUUCAAGAGGCAGCGUACCAGUUUGAACACACCGGAAGGAAUUCAAAUGGAAGCCCGGAUCGUGAAUAUCUGGAGUGGGAUGAGAUUCUGAGAGGGGAAGUGCAGUCCAUGCGUUGGAUGUUUGAGAAUAAACCUUUGGAUUGCAUUAAGGAUGACUCGGACAAUGAAGAGGAAAGCAGAAAGAUUGUUCAGCAGGAGUUUGUCGCAGGAGGGGAUGUUAGAAACACAGCUUUGAUGUUUGAGAUGCAGCCUAUUGAUGAGGUGGGACAGAAACGGGAUUCUAAACGAAACUACCUUGUGAACGAAGUUGGGAAAAGAGAUGUGCGUGCUGCUGCAUGGUUGUUUGAGACAAAGCCAAUGGAUACACUAAAUAAACUUCACACUGACGAUGAGCAAACCAAAGAAGUAAUCUUCACACAUGAAGCCACAGAAGGGGAUAUGAAGUCUGUGAGGUACAUAUUUGAAAACCAAGAAAUGGAUUCUCUGGGUGACACCGAAACCAUGGAUGAAAAGCAGCUGCUGAGCUUAAAGUCUGUACUGGAGGAGAUCAAGUCAGAAGUCAAGAAAAUUAUAUGGAUGUUUGAUACUCAAUGCAUGUGUGUGAUGAGGGAACACUCUGGCGAAAUGGUUUUGAUAACUUCUGUGCGUCGAGAGGAGACUGAGAAAGGAGACAUCAAAACAUCGAGAUGGCUUUUUGAGACGCAGUCUUUGAAUGAUAUCAAGAUGGACAUCUCUCAGGUCAGGCUCAUCUCUAGUGUGUCCAUGGAGGACAACCAUAUGGGUGAUGGAAAAAGGGGAAGAUGGCUGUUUGAGACAAAGAGGCUUGACUCCAUAAACUCCCAGUGGGAGAGACUGCAGAAUCAGCAGAAAGAGAUUCUCGGGGCGGAUGUGCGCAAGCAUUGCAUGGUGUUUGAGACACAGCCGAUGGAUACACUUAAAGAUGAUGCCAACUCCAGACCUGUUGCCACAGAACAGAUUAUCGGAGGCAACGUUCGCUCUGUAAGACACUUAUUUGAAAACGCUCCACCGGAUGAACUGAAAGAGCUUCCAGAGGUAGGAAAACUACAAAAAAGGCCUGUGUACGAGGAAGAACAAGGUGAUGUGAGACAUCAGAAAUGGAAGUUUGAGAAUGAAGCACUGAUGAGGAUGAUCAAAGAUGAGGACAAUGAGGCACACAGACUUAAAACUGUAGCAUUAGAGGAAGAAAAAGGUGAUGUAGGCCAUCAGAGAUGGCUGUUUGAGAACCAACGUUUGGAAGACAUUCAAGAGGAAAAGAAAGUGUUUAUGAAAACAAUAGAUUCUGAACAAAUUGAUAAAAGUUACAAGGGUGAUGUCCGUAGAAAUUGUUGGGUGUUUGAGACACAACCGAUGGAUACAUUAAAGGAUGAUUCCAAUGCCAGACCAGCGAGUGCAGAGGAAAUUAUAGGAGGUGACGUCCAAUCUGCCAGACACUUUUUUGAGACUGCUCCAAAAGAUGAGAUAAAAGAGCUUGCAGAGGUGGGGAAACUCAAAAGAAUGAUGACAUCUGAGGAGAAAGGAGAUGUACGACACCAAAAGUGGCUGUUUGAGAGCCAGCCGCUGGAGCAGAUCAGAGAGGAGAGAAAGGAAAUCACAAAAACUGUGAAUCUGGAGGACAUUGAAAAUGUGGAUGUGAGAAAUUACAAGCAAAUAUUUGAAACAUAUGAUUUAAGCCAGUAUGACGAAAGUCAAAGGAUUCAAGUUGAGGGAGUCACCACUGGUUCUGUGAGAUCCAAUAAAGAUCUAUUUGAGUCCAUGCCAUUAUACGCUUUGCAAGACAGCUCUGGACAUUACCAUGAGGUCAGAACUGUAAGGCGGGAAGAAAUCGUCAAAGGAGAUGUCAGAAGCUGCCAGUGGAUGUUUGAAACUCGCCCUAUUGACCAAUUCGAUGAGAGCAUCUCUAAAUUCCAAAUCAUAAAGGGCAUAACCCAACAAGAGGUUGAAUCUGGAGAUGUCAAGACAGCUAAAUGGCUUUUUGAAACACAGCCUCUCGAUGCCAUUAAGUAUUUCAGCAAUAUUGAAGAUGACGAGUGUGUUACUAAGGAAACAGCAGACAUAGUGAAAGGUGAUGUCAAAACCUGUAAGUGGCUUUUUGAGACUAAACCUAUAGACACUCUGUAUGAAAGGGAAGAGCUUGAGAGUACAAAAGACUCUGAUGAAGUUCAAAAAGGAGAUGUGAAAACAUGCACUUGGCUUUUUGAAUCUCAAACCCUUGAUGCCAUACAGGAUAACUCAGAAAAGGUGUUGCAAAUUCGCACUGUGAACCAAGAGGACAUUCAUGGGAAAGAUGUCCGCAUGGCACGAUUCCUCUUUGAGACGGAGAACCUGGAGAACAUCGCUGGAGAGGAUCGAGAAGCAUUUAAGAGUGUGACUGAAAUAGAUAUACAGUCAGGGGAUGUGUCUCGGAUGAAAUACAUAUUCGAGACCCAGUCUUCUGACGUGGUGAGCUCAACCUCUGAGGACUUUAUGAGACAGCUGCGAAGCGCUCAAGCUGACGAUAUUCAGAAAGGAAAUGUUGGAAACUGCAAAUGGCUAUUUGAAAACCAACCCAUAGAUGAAAUAUCCGAGAACCCCAGUGAGCUGAAAGGAGCCCGGAUGAUACAAGACGUUCAGGGAGGCAAUGUUGAUAAAGGUAGAUUCAUUUUUGAGACCUACUCUUUAGAUAAGAUUCAAGACUCUGAGGCUGAAAUAGGAAAGCUGCAGAAAGUCAUCAGAGAGGAUGAGGAAAAAGGAGAUGUGAAAACAUACGCCAUGAUGUUUGAGACUCAGCCUCUUUAUGCUAUCCAAGACAAAGAAGGCCAUUAUCAUGAAGUGACCACGCUUACAAAAGAAGAAAUACAAAGAGGUGAUGUAGUAGGAGCCCGUUGGCUGUUCGAAACAAAGCCUCUGGACUCAAUUAGAGAGACAGAUGAGGUCUACAUUUUAAAAGCGGUUACACAGGAAGAUAUCCACAGUGGUGAUGUCAGCUCAGCAAGAUGGAGGUUUGAAACCCAGGCCCUUGAUAAGAUUGCAGAAGAUGCUAAAAUAUCAAUCAAAACUGUCGAGGACAUUCAGGGAGGAGAUGUUAAAACAAACAAGCAGCGUUUUGAAUCUGAUGCAAUGUCUCAAAAGUUGGUGCGCACUGUCAGCAUGAGUGAAAUCCACAAAGGAGAUGUCAGGACAGCAAAAUGGAUGUUCGAAACUCACACAAUUGAUCAGAUCCAUGCUGAAAAGUCAGAGGAAGAGAUGAAAACUGUUGUUCUGGAAGAACAGCUAAAGGGGGAUGUUAAACAGUCUGUGUGGCUAUUUGAGAAGAAUCCUCUUGAUCAUAUUAAUGAGAGUGAGGAACAACAUAUACAAGUGGUUUCUGAAGACAUACCCAAAGCAGAUGUGAAAUCCACAACUUGGCUUUUUGAAACCACACCGUUCACUGAAUUCAAUGAGAGCCGAGUCGAGAAGACUGAGAUUGUUGGUAAAAGUGUCAAGGCCACCCUUGAUGAAUUGUACACCCAGAAAAUGGUAGACUCCAAAGGCAUCAUCAUAGAAGCAGAUGAAAUUGGAGAUGUUCGCAUGGCAAAGUACAAUCUUAUGAACAAAGAUGCCCCUGAGAUUCAAAAAGAAGAAAUCAUUAAAGGAGAUCUGCAAAACAUCAUGAUAAACCUCCUCAACAGACAGGAGAAAACAGAGGAGAAAAUCAUUAUAAAUGCAGAGGAGAGGGGCGACAUCAGCGGAACUGUGCAACAGCUGCUCCAAGAGCACAGUGGCACCUCUGUGGAGAAAGAGGAGAUAAUGAGAGGUGACAUUCAGGAAGCCAUAAACAACCUGCUGAAAGAGGAGAGCACUGGCAAACGGGGCAUUCUCAUUCAGGAAGACGAAAGGGGGGACAUUCGUAUGACCAUCUACUCUUUAUUCAAUUCUCACGAGGAAUCAAGCACCGAGAAAGAAUAUAUAGUCAGAGGUAAUGUGAAAGGGUGCCUAGAGAGACUUUGCAAUCCAGACACAGAGGAGGUUGCGAGAAUUAAAGUGGAAGAAACGGAAAGGGGAAAGGUGAGCUUUUAUUCUACAUGUAUUGAGUCAGGUGCACUGGAUUACCUCAAAAAGCUGCAGGUAGAGCCAGAUGAGGGAGACCUGGGUAAAAUUGAAAAAGAGGAAAUCAUCGGGGGAGAUAUUAAGGAAACGAAACUCAUCCUGACACGUAAUCAAGCUCAAAUUGGUCGUCUGGUGGACAGGGAAGAUAUAGUGCCUGGCGAUGUUCAUAACACAGUUAAGGUUUUCAUGACUGAGCCUCAAGUCUCAUUUGAACAUUUACAAAAAGAAGAGAUUGUGAGAGGAGACCUGCAAGCUGCGCUGAAUUCACUGACACAGUCUAUAAACCAGGCGGUUGUUCUGGAAAAAGAAGAAGUUGUUAAAGCUGAUUUAACUAUGACCCUGAGGUCUCUUGAGGAGGCCCAAAAUCAGCCCAAAGAGGUAGAAAAGCCCGAAAUCAUCCCUGGUAACAUCAAAGGAGCCCUGCAAUUACUCAAAGACUCUUCUUCCACCAAGGUGGAAGUUGUCGUAGAAGAUUUGGUGCCAGGUGACAUCAAAGGUACAUUGAAAUCGCUGGAAGAGGCCAAACAUGCUGUGAGAGAGGUGGAGAAGGAGAUGAUUGUUAAGGGUGACAUUCACACUGCAAUACAGAGUCUACAAGAAGCAUCAAAUGAGAGAAAGGUUUGCCAGCAGGACAUUGGUGUCCAGGGAGAUGUGAAAGGAAAGAUUCAACUGCUACUAGAGCCUCCUCCGUCUCCCAGAAUGCAACGUAGAGCUAGCACAGAGGGCGACGUGAAGCUUUCAAUAAAGUCACUCUAUGACACCCAAGAGCAAGUUCAAUCAGAGAAAGAAGAGGUGAUUAAAGGAGACGUUAAGGGUACAAUAAAAUCCUUAAUGGAAACAGCACGCAGAUCGAGCCCAACGAUUCCCAGAAGGGAACCGAUUAGAAAGGUCAAAGUUCCUGCCAAAGCCCCGUCUCCAUCUGUGAAAGACAUCCCAGCACAGAGGCCCACCCCUGCAGUUAAAAACCUUGAUAUGAGCAGUGAAUCACAGAGCACUCACAAGCAAUCAAUGCAAAACAGAUAUGGAUGUCAAGAGAGCUCUACAAUCAGUGGCCACACCACAACAUGCAGCCAGGAGACAAAGACCACAGUGCUGGAGCACAAAACAAUUGUUCAAACACAUGGUGUCAAAACGCUGAAGACUGAUUUCCGUAACCUCAAAAAAAGUGGCUGUAAGGGUUUAAUCAGACUGGAUAAAAGAAAAAAGCAGGACAUGUGUAUGCCACCUCCAUUACUUGACCCGGAACCCCCUCUGCCUCCUCCUCCAUCACCCCCUCCAGAUUAUGACAGCAUCUCAUUUCCCACUCCUCCUCCGAGCAUCAGAGGUGAUCAUGAUCUUCCUCUUCCCCCAACACCUCCUCCUGGUGAUCCAGCCAAGACAGAACUCGAUCAUUUACCUCCCCCACCAUCUCCAUCACCUCUCCCCCCUGCUCCACCCACAGCUGAGUUAGACCUCCUUCCUCCCCCUCCAACAGAGCAAGAACUAGACAUCCUUCCGCUGCCCAGCCUAACACCAUCCAAACCCACAAAAAUGACUGUCAAACCCGUCAAAGCGCCAAUGCUUUGCAAAGUACCCAAGCUUGAGCCAGCGAUUUCAUUUGAGCAAAUAAAUGUGCAUUCUGUAGAAGAAAGUAGAAAAAAUGUCACCACAUCAUCAGCCAAGUCCACCAUGGUAUCCUCUAAAAUUCAGUCUGCAUUAACAAAACAGCCACCGGAGUCUCCGCGGCCUCCCAAGAAAGUUUUCACAAACUUGAUGCUCACCCCUCCCCCUUCUCCUCCUCCAGUGUGCAAAUCCCCGGUAAGCAAAUUCAAAACCCCAUUAAUACAAGCUGAACAGAAGUACAGACAGCAAAGGGAGGAAAGCUGCACGCCGCCGCCACCACCAUCACGCUCCCCAGCCUUUGAAAUCCUCAUGCACGAGUCAGUCAGUGCAGCCCUUGAAAUGCUUUCUUCAGAGAGCACGAGCACGGUGCAAUCAGAGGCAAGCAUAUCAUUUGAUUUCACUCAAGAGAGAGCUCAAAAGAGUGUGACCAAAUCGGAAUCAGCCACAGACUCAUAUGAUUCAUCCAAGCACACAGCUUUUUCAAAUGCUCCCCCAAGCAAGGCUUUGAUCACUGCCACAAAUGAGCAAUCUCCUCCAGAAUCUCCUGUUAUUUCCUCAGUUAAACAGAGCAUUAUCUCUAAUCAGUCAUCGCUGGGCUCUUCAGGUCAGCAGCAGACCACCUCCACUUCAACCAAAAGGAAAAAGAAGAGAUCUAUGACAACCAAUAUACAACAGGUGACCAAAACGGUUAUUAAAAGCAUAGACAAAGAUGAAAUAACAGCCUCUGUCAUAACAGACAAAACUCAAAGUGCUCCUACAAAUGCAUCUGAGACUGUCGAAAAAGAUGUGAGCAGCAUAUCUUUAUCUGAGGACAAAACAAAAGAGGAAAGUUCUCCAAAGAAAAAUCAAGAAAAAAGCUUAUCUGAUCGAUCCAAAGCAAACAAAGAGUCUCAAAUUAAGGAUGCUGAGCAGAGGCCACAAAAGCCAGACUGUCAAAAGGUGAAGAAAAUUAACAAGAGUGUUAAACUGGAGAGCAGUGAGAAAGCCACAGCGGAGCAGGAUAACAUUCAGGUGAAAGAAAGCAGAGAAAGAAGCCCCACAGAAACAGAGGGUAAAGUGGAGAAAAUGGCAAAAGAGAAGCCUGUAGACGAGCCUCCUGCCGCUCCAAAAAAGAAAAGGAGGAGCAAGAAUAAGAAAGACAGAGAGGCAGCUCAAAGCAACAACACCGCAUCGGUUUCGCCUACAGAGGCCACACCUGCUGAGCCUAAGUGGCCAGUCUUGACAUCAGAUGAAAAACAAGAGGAAAUCACCGUUGUGCAAACACAGCGCACCGUUCAAGCGGGACACGCAGAGUUUUACAAGGAGGUCAUCAAAACUGAAAGUACAGUCCAACAGCAGAGUAUCCAGGAGGAGGGCAUGGCUGUGCAACUUCAAAAGCAGGCUGGUGGAAGCCAGCAGAUUCCUGAGGAAUCAAAAGAUGAAAGCCGAAAUGUUCCAAUAAAAAUGACAGGCAAAUCUGCACAAAAGGAGCCUGCUGAGUCCUCGGCGGAGAGUGCCGACACAUCUCUAAGACAAGCUGAAGCACAGAAGAUGUUGUCUCAUAUCUCAGAGUUGCAGGGGGUUGCGGGAAAAAUGGACUCUAAGUCUGUAAAGACGCUCCUCAAUGAGAUGCCUGCCUGGCUUUUGGGGCCCGAAGAGAAGAGUGAUUUGGAAGAGGCAGCGGCUGAACACAACGAGCAGAAGUUGAAAGAAAUUCUCACUCAUGUAAAAAACCUUUUAAUGCUCUUUGAAGGCACUAUUGAAAAGCAUGAAUGUGAGGCCACAUCAGAAAAAUUGGUUGUUAGCGGAACCACACAAAGAAUUUCAAAGAUUUCUAUUGGUUCUACGAAGUGUGAAACUCAGAAGGUGGUCAAAGAGGAGACAAAGACAAAACGUAAGAGCCGAAAGCAACAAAUGAGCAACACUACAACUCCUGACCCCAGAGGUCCAUCCCCAUCUUUGCGCAUGCGCUCGCCUUCACCCACAUUCAUCACCAUUGAGUCUACAAGGAGAACUGACUCACCACAGAGAGCAGCACCUUCCCCAACACCACCAACGCCUCCGCCACGCAGGUCUGAGACGCCAAGCUCUCGCAUAAGCAGGGCUUCACCUUCACCUACUGCAAGUCGAGCAGAUAGUUUGACCCGGCUCAGAAAGGCCACAGCUACACUCUCCCGUGGGGCUUCACCAGAUCCAGUGCCUCACGUUGUGGUUUCAGGAAAGAAGUCCGAAAUUGUGGAGUCACCUGCCACGUUUCAUCGGCAGAUCCAAAUCGAUUCUAAAUCUGUCGAAGAGAAAAAAGUCAAAAUGACAUCAUCUGAAACAGCAGUAGUGUCUAUAGAAGAUAAACAAGUCACAGAGACUCAUGCGUCCUUUCAAACAGCAGUAAUGUCUAUUAAUGCUAACAUAAGUGGAGAUGUGUUUAAUAUUCUUGAGCAUUCAGGCACAAGUAAAGAAGACGUCAAGUCUAAAAGUGCAAAAGAGGUGGAGAAAGUCUCAGAGGUUGACCUGUCUGGACAAGCCAAAACAAUUGAGACGUCAGAGGAGAAAGUUAGUAUUAGAAAAGACCCAGCUGACAUAACAGAGAAGCCUGGCAGGGAAACCGAGGACCUGGAGCUUGAUACGGAGAAGAAAGCAAGACAGCAAGAGGAUAUGGCUGCUUUCAACAUCAAGGAUAUUAAAAAUGUUUUUGAAAUGAUUGAGCAAAGUUCCCCCUUCAAAGCACUACAAAACAAACAGGAGGAACAAGAGUCAAGAGUGAGUGAAAUUGCAUCUGAAGGUUCAAAGCCUGAGCUUCCUCCAGAGAGGGAACAAUGCUCCCAGCUGAGCUCCCCUCUGCCUGUGCGCAAAGAUGUGAAAGUAGACAAGUCUGUCGAUCCAACAGGCUUUUCGGAGACAAAAACAGUCACUGAGUGUUAUUCUUCUGUUGACGAGUUCGGCACUAAAAUUAUCGGAUCAACAAGCACCACCAUGGUUUCUAAACACACUGAGAGCGUUACGACACAACGGGCACCUUUUUCCUAUGCUGAUGCCGUGAAGAAAAAGACACCAGAGGUGACGGCAUCACCCGAAGCUUCCGCAGAGGAACUGAUGAAGAACUUCCACAAAACGUGGACAGAAAGUGAGAGUGUGUUCAAAAGCUUAGGUGUCACAGAUUCGAGUACCAAAAUCCGAGAUGUGUGCGGUGUGCAAGAAGAGGGUUUACCCGAUGGAAGGCCUGAUAGCAGACAAAAAGAAGUUCCAUAAAUCAUGCUUUUUCUGCGAGCACUGCAAAAACAAAUUGAGCCUCGGAAACUUUGUCUCUCUCCAUGGACAUUUAUACUGCCAGCCACAUUACAAACAGCUCUUCAAGUCUAAAGGGAAUCUGGAGGAUGGAUUCGGUCAGAGUGAAUUACCGGGCGUUCGGGAUACGGGGGAUA
Danio rerio (zebrafish) is the source of this 10195-nucleotide messenger RNA. Lineage: Eukaryota; Metazoa; Chordata; Actinopteri; Cypriniformes; Danionidae. The record is from RefSeq and is a predicted model, not a curated record.